CUUUUACUUGGUACGUAUCAAUUAUCGUAAGAUAUAUAUGGAGAUUAUCUCCUCCUUUAUUGUAACUGAGAGUAGUUACCAUCCUUUAUUUUCACACCCGAAGCAGCAGAAAAACGAAGAGAAAAGAAAACAGCAUAAAACAGUCGAAGUAUAUAUCAAACAUGCACACACUACAGACACAUACAAAGAGAGAAUAAUGAAUCUUGCGUUGUCAGCGAGUGAAGAGGUGAGGCAAAUGGGUCAAGAGCAAGAGCCCCUGUGGCUCUUUGACACCAACAAGGCCUCCGAGGUUCUGAACGAACCCGAAUACACCCAGCGGUUCGUGUCGCUCGAUGCCACUUUGGAUGAGAUCAUCAAGUUGGUAUCCACCGGAGGAGAGACGCGGCAUUAUUUCCCCGGCAUGAAUGGGGCUGCCAAUGUGACGCCGCCCGUUUUGAAGAACCAAGCGUCCAGAUCAAUUGGGAUUGUUCUUGGGAGUCCCGUUAGCCUUUUGGAUAUGUUGAUGGAUGUGGUAAGAUUUGUUUACUUUUCUCUUGGCCCGGACUAUGUUACAUGGGUGGAGAACAAUAAUGUCGUCGCAGACAAUGUUUUUGUUCAUGAUAUGUUUAAGGAUUUACUUACUUCGGACGACUCCCCAUUCAGUUCAAAACGUAUGAUUGCAACGAUGGAACGAUAUUAUGAUAGGAUGCAGAGUCUAGAGACGCAAGCAGGGGCUGGGAAUAAGAAUCUAUUGAAGCUAACUCAAAGGAUGGUUAGGCAUUAUUGUAGAAACGUAAGUGAACGUUCAUGGGUGGCCUUACCCAUAAGUGAUGAAACAGCUGGAGAGGAAAUCUUUGUCAAAGCAAGCAUGAAUGUAUUAGAGGGUGAUCCUGAAGGGCUCCCUCUUGGCGUUGCCUUGACGAUUUGUACUACGGUUUUGAUACCAAUUCCUCAAAAUCACUUGUUUGACUUCCUAAGCAAUGGGUGUAACCGCAACAAGUGGGAUCUAUUGUCUAUUGGCUCUAAUGUUCGGGAUGAGAUGAGAAUUUCUUCUACUCGAGACCCUACAAGUUCUGUAUCAGUACUCAUAGUCGAGUCUUUGGGAACAACAGACCAAGAAGCAAAGAUUUACCUACAAGAGAGCUUCACCGAUUCGGAAACAAUGUAUGUGGUGUAUGCACCAGUGGAUGAGGUAGCAAUGCAAUACAUUUUAGACGAGAAAGACAUAGAUCAUGUAUCGAUAUUGCCCUCUGGUUUUGUUAUCCUACCUACCUCUCGAGAUGGUGGUGGUGGAAGCAUUCUCACCAUAUGCUUUCAGAUAAUGGAUGAGCAGCUUCCUUCUACUGGUAAUUAUCAUCUUCCUCUAGAGUCUGUAUUGACUGUACAUAAACUUGUAUGUGAAACCAUUUCCUUGAUAAAGGCUGCAUUUAUUGUGUAAUUUGUAAAUUACAAGAUAUACGCAUGCAUUUCUUUAGUAAACUAUAUGAAUAUAUAGAGUGUGUGAGUUUGAUCUCGACAAGUCUUGGUUGAUUUAUUAUUAGAGUUUUUAUUCCAUUGUUUGAAUGCCUUUCAUUUGUCAAUUGUUCUUUAUAGCUUACUUAGCUUCUUCUUAGUGCGUGCGGUGAAUGAGGUGUAUUGUAAUAAUUGCAUUGGCACAAU
This is a messenger RNA of Cuscuta campestris, 1638 nucleotides long. The record is from the annotation of a GenBank genome assembly. NCBI's taxonomy places the organism in Eukaryota, Viridiplantae, Streptophyta, Magnoliopsida, Solanales, Convolvulaceae.